AUGUUGGAUGCAAAACCAACAACCUCACCUCUCCAACCUCAUAUUCAACUGACAACCACAGGAGAUCCAUUCUCUGAUCCCACUCACUAUCGCUCUCUCGUUGGUGCACUCCAGUAUCUCACUAUGACUCGUCCUGACUUGUCCUACGUGGGCACCAUGUCCUAUGGCCUAUCCUUCACCCGUGGAGCUUCCCUUAAUGUUCUUGGUUACUCGGAUGCUGAUUGGGCUCGAUGUAUUGAGACUAGGCGAUCUACCUAUGGUUAUUCCAUUUUCUUAGGCGGUAAUCUCGUCUCAUGGAGUUCUAAGAAACAACCAACCGUAGCUCGAUCAAGUUGUGAAUCAGAUUAUAGAGUCAUGGCUAAUGCAGCAGCUGAACUGAUAUGA
This is a messenger RNA of Vigna radiata var. radiata (mung bean), 384 nucleotides long. RefSeq lists its product as uncharacterized. The record is from RefSeq and is a predicted model, not a curated record. NCBI's taxonomy places the organism in Eukaryota, Viridiplantae, Streptophyta, Magnoliopsida, Fabales, Fabaceae. The transcript is spliced from 2 exons. Bases 1 to 384 code for a protein of 127 amino acids.